Canis lupus familiaris (dog) is the source of this 648-nucleotide messenger RNA. RefSeq names its product peptide YY (gene PYY). Gene Ontology annotation, cellular component: extracellular region. Gene Ontology annotation, molecular function: neuropeptide hormone activity; neuropeptide Y receptor binding. The coding region runs from base 124 to 417 and encodes 97 amino acids. The record is from RefSeq and is a predicted model, not a curated record. Gene Ontology annotation, biological process: feeding behavior; neuropeptide signaling pathway. The transcript has 4 exons. Lineage: Eukaryota; Metazoa; Chordata; Mammalia; Carnivora; Canidae.
UGAGAUAUAAGCCCCGCAGGGACAGCGCUGAGCAGAGGAGGCCACAGCCCGACCUGCAGCAGCCCAGCCCCUGGGACUCCACUCGCCUUCUACCUGCUCAUCUCCGCUCCAGGAGCUCUCGCCAUGGUGACGGUGCGCAGGCCGUGGCCCGCCGUGGCCACAGUGCUGCUGGCCCUGCUCGCCUGCCUGGGGGCGCUGGUCCACGCCUACCCCGCCAAACCCGAGGCUCCCGGCGAAGACGCCUCGCCCGAGGAGCUGAGCCGCUACUACGCGUCGCUGCGCCACUACCUCAACCUGGUCACUCGGCAGCGGUACGGGAAACGCGACAGCCCCGAAGCGGUGCUCUCGAAACUGCUCUUCCCCGACGGCGAGGACCGCCGGGCCAAGUCAUGGCCAGGAGGCGAGUACAUGUGGUGACGACCCCAAGGGCUCCUGGGAGAUAUGCUAACUACACCGACCUCAUUUGCAUGCUUGCUCCUGACCCUGGACCCUGGGUUCCUCUCCCUGCCUGCUGCGCCUGGGGUGUGGGUGCGGGAUGGGGAUGGGGAUGGGGUCUUCAUUCCACUUCUCCGUGUCCCCAGCCCCUGGGCUGGCGGGCUGUGUGUGGUCUUACCCUGGUCCCCAAAUAAAGAGCAAAUUUCACUGAAA